UUUGUUCAUUAAAUUUGUACACAAAACACAACUAUUGUUAACUCUGUUGUUGUAUUCUUUUCAUGUUGAUUGACUUUACGUGAUUUAUUAUUGUGUGAUAUUAAAUUUUUAAAUAAUAAAUACAUUAUUGAAUAUGUAUCGACAUCUGAAAGUGUAUAUAAAUUUGAUAUAAGUAAAAUUUAAAUUAAUCUAUGUAAUAUUGUAACAAUUAUCAUUUCGAAGUCAUGGAUACUAACAAUUCUAUUCUAACAACGUUUUUACUAAACAAUCUUGAAGAUACAACAAUUGAUGUCAAUAGAAUCAUGUAUAAUGGUAGUAAUGAAAACUAUACGGAUUUUUUAAUUAACAAUGACACAACAGAAUCAUCAGUGAAUGAUUUUCAAACAUCCGUAAUGAAUCAACCUAAGCUAAACAAAACGUCUAGAAUUUGUACAACAUCAACUUCUACAACAACUGAGGAUCCUUUUGAUGAAUUUGGACCACCCGAUGGAGUAGAAUAUAUAUUUGUACCUCUUGGAGUUAUUAUUUUCGUUAUAAUUCUGUCUGCUGUGGUACUAAUAAUAAUUUUCAAAAAUCAGAAACAUUUAUUAGCUAAUUGUAAUGAUAUUAUUGAACAUGGAGGUGAAGAAGGUGAAGAUGAUUGGGAAACAGAAUUACUGGACGAAGGAUUCAGUAGUCGUCAAAGAAGACAAGGAUAUCAGUCAAUAGACAACGAAGAAAAUUCUGAACUUUUUGGUCACUGACGUAAAAUUCAAUUGAGUGGUAUUCAAACAUAUACUGAUGGUAAUCCAAUGGAAAUACCACCGUAUUUUUUGCCAAAUGCUAAAAUAACUAUGCAUCAAGCAACAGUUGAUCAAGCUGUUGAAAUAACAUCAACAGAUGAAGAUAUAUGCUGACAGUGCUCCCGUACUACUAAAAUUUAGCGAGAAUAAGAUCAAGUAUUAAAUUUUUUUAAUUGAUAAAUAAGUAUUAGUGUAUUUUUACACUAUAGACUGAGAUUAAUUAUUCAAAUUUAAUAAAACAGAAUAAUUUUGUUACAUAUCUAAUCAUAAGAAUAUUUUUUUUUUUACUUUUUAAUUUGAUUUUAGACAUUUUUUAUUUACUUAAUAUAUCUAUUACUUUACUAAAUUUAUCUUUUUAAGUAAAAAAAGUUCUCCUAAAUGGACAGCUUGACAUUUUAAUUUUAUGGCGCGCUCAUUAGAAAAUCACUUUAAAAUUUUAAAAACACGUAAUUUUUUCUCUUUUUUAAAUUUCUAAAAGUAUAUUCUAAUAGGAAAUUUAACUCUGCAAAAAAUAUUUCAAGUGUUCAGUUUGUAAAUUAAACAUGUAUGUUAUAAACAUACGUAGAUUUAUAGACUUUCAAAGAUUAGUACAUAGCAAAUUUAGUUUUUACUGUAAUUCCAGUUUAAUUAGACAUAAAUUAUACUUUUAUUAAAACUUUCGUCAUUCUAUACAUAUUUACUUAACUAUAGAAAAUUAUAGUACUUGAUAAUCAAGUAUUAGUGUAUUUUACACUAUAGACUGAGAUUAGUUGUUUAAAUUUAAUAGAACAGUAUAAUUUUUGUUAUAUAUCUAAUUGUAAAACUUUAUUUUUUGAAUUUGAUUCAAUAUAAACUUUUGUUUAAAAUAUUUAUUACUUUACUAAAGUUAGCUUUUUAAGUCAAAAAAAUUCUCCUAAGUGGAAAGCUUGAUCCCUUAAUUUCACGGCGUGCUCAUCAAAAAUUCUCUAUUAUAUUUAAAAAAAAUUUUUUAAUUUUCUGAUAGCAUAUUCUAGUAGGAAAUUUAACUCUGUAAAAAAUAUUUGAAGUGCAUAGUUUUAAAAUUUACGAUAUAUACGUUAUAAACAUAUAUAAAUUGAUAGACCCUCAAACAUUAGUAAAAAGCAAGUAGAUAAUUAAACAUAUAUAUAGAGUUUUGUAGGUUUUAAAUACACUAAUUCAUGACCUCAGACUUUCCAUAGAAUCAAUUAAAUAUCCUAAUAACAGAUGUUUUAUAAAAUUAAAUAAAAAUAAAAAAGUAACUGUUUUUAUUCCAGAACGAAAAAAAAUUUUUGUUAUCCAUAAUGAAAAAUAUGUUGCGGUGAGUACAUGAUAGAAAUAAAAAAUAGCAAGCUUUCCUUCUAAGAUAAUUAAUUUUAUGUUUGAAAUUAAUUCUAGACUAUAAAUAAUCAUGUAAAAGAUACAAUCUAAUAUAAAAAUAUAUAUUACGGAUAAUUAAAUAAUCAAUAUUUUUUACAAAAAAUAAUAAAGAAUGUUGAUAAAUUUCUGAGUUAAAAGUUAAUUUUUUGAUUUCAUUAUCAUUAUAAAACUCAAUUUGAGAAUAUCUAUAUGAUACUAUACUUUUUAAAAACAUUAAAUCUUGUGCAUAAAUUAUAAUGUAACAAUUGUAUAGCUGAUAUAGUUAAGAAAAAAAUUUAUUGAUAAGAAGUAUUUCAAGUAUUAUUUGAAUUAUUCACUUAGGUAUUUUAUUAGGUCAAAUAACUAAUUUAUAGAUUACACAGAUUUUAGACAUUUAAAUUAAUGUGAAUAAUUACAUUGUAGAAAAGUUAUCCGUGAUUUAGUAGUUAAACUCCAAGUUUUAUCACAUACUAUUUAUUUAUUGCGAUGAAAAAAAAAAAAAAUUACUCAUAAAAAUCAAUUUUUAAGUACUUAAUAGUUGUGAUGCAAAGGAAAAAAAAAGUUUAUGAAAUAUAUCAGAAUUUCAUACACAGGUUUAGUGGUCUAACAACGAUUGUAACAAUAUGCAAUAAAAAAUAAAUUUUCAAAAAUUUAGAUAUAUAGUUAACGUUACCGUGUUAAUUAAGCUCUUAAUCUUCAAAAUAAUAUUAGAAUUUUUACAUCAAAUGAAAAGUUACAUAUUUUUUAAAACUCUAUUUGUGUUAAGUGCCAAAGACGAGCGUUUAUGAGCAUUUAAUUCGCACAUUUAAAAAUUAGCUCUAAAAUCGAAUUACUUAUAUACAUAUUUAUGUAGUUAAUGUGCAUAUACUAAUGAAUUUAAAAUUUUAAUUAUUUCCUUUUUUAACCUGUCAAAUUUUAUAUUUAUAGCAAAAAAAAUCAUUUUUAAAAAUUGCCUGUGAUGGAAGUAUUAUUUAUAUUAAACUCUAAUAAAUUAUGAUUCACUAUUAAUAAAACGCUAUUUUUCUUUAAUUAGGAUUCAAUUGUAUAGUAUUAAAUAGUUUAAAAAAAAUGAGAAUUAUCAAUAAUUUUCAAGUCCUUUAUUUCUGUAAAUAAACUUAUGUACUAUAAGGAUUCUGAAAGGUAAACGGUGUUCAAUUUUAAAAAAUAUUCAUUUUUAAAAUUAUAACUAAUAGUUAAUUAUUAAAAAAAAAGAAAGCUUUGUCGGUAAAAUAAAAAAAAAGUAUUUUAUCUUAUAAUAUAAAUUUUAAUAGGUGAUUUGUAAUAAAUAAGAGUGUUUUGUGAAUUUAUUUACUUUAAUACAAAUUUUACAUUCACACAUCUUGUUCGUCUCAGAAGCGGGACUUCAGAAUUCAUUUACUCAUGUUUCUUAUUUUUUUUCGUUCUUUUUUUUAAUCUAGUAAAGUUGAAAGAAACUUCACGCACUCGUGAUAUACAAGAGUUUUCUAUCCUUUAAUUCAUCCAUAAUAAUUAUUUUUAAUUCGUUACCACCUUUUAAUUCAGAAUUUACAGCAAGUUCACAGAAAAAACAAUACAGUAGUGGCAACUCUCGGGUAUAGUACUGAGUAUUUUCUGUACAAGAAAAAAUUUCAGACAGUGCUGUAGACUAUCUAGACUGUAUCCACUACUGCCUGGGACGGUACUUGGUACUACCCAGAGUAGUGGAUUCAGUCUAGAUAGCAUACAGUACUGUCUGAAAUUUUUUUUUUUUUUUUUUUUACAAAAAGUACUCAAUACUAUCCUAGAGAUUUAUCACUACUAUAUUGUUUUAUCAGUGUUAAAUAUCUUGCUAGCAAUAUGUUAAUUUUCUAUAUUAAUUUUCAUUGUUUAUUCCUGUUAAUGUUAACGUAUUCAAUUAAUUCUAUUUAUUUCAUUAAAUUUUUCAACUUUUUUAUUUAUUUAUUUUUUUUCAUUUUUUUUUUGAGAACUUUAAUUGAGUGUAUGAAUAAAAGACAAUCAUAAUAAUAUUGGUAUUAAUAAAUCACAUAAAAUGUAAGAAAAUAAUCAUAUAUUAAAAAUAAAAACCAUAAGCUAAGAAUGUUGCCUCUGUAACCUUUUUUUUCGACAGUAUCGCGAGUUUUAAAAUUACAAAAUCGGAUUAUCAAAAAUCUUCAAUUUUAUUUUUCACAUUUAGUAUCUUAUACUCUACUUGUUCAGCCAGUUUUAUUACUAGAUAGUAUUGAUUAAAUUUAAUGGGAGAACAAAAUUAUUUUAAGUUGAUAAAUAAAAUAUACUACGUGAUACGAAAGUGUCGAAUAAUUUUUCAUUUUUUCUUAUUUUUUUAAUCUACAUCAAAUGAGCAGUAUUGAUUCAGCUCAACGAGAUAAAAGAGUUUUUAUUCUCGCCGUCGUUGAAAUAAUAAAUCUAAAUACACAUUUGUGUACCAAUUAAAAAAAAAAAAUAAUAAAAUUUAAAAAAAAAAAAAA
Molecule: messenger RNA, 4561 nt
Organism: Microplitis mediator
Lineage: Eukaryota; Metazoa; Arthropoda; Insecta; Hymenoptera; Braconidae
Exons: 4
Coding region: 225-743 (172 amino acids)
Source: RefSeq, a predicted model, not a curated record